Messenger RNA from Colletotrichum costaricense, 606 nucleotides. Its product is annotated as finger protein. Bases 1 to 606 code for a protein of 201 amino acids. The transcript has 4 exons. Gene Ontology annotation, cellular component: nucleus. Gene Ontology annotation, biological process: positive regulation of transcription by RNA polymerase II. NCBI's taxonomy places the organism in Eukaryota, Fungi, Ascomycota, Sordariomycetes, Glomerellales, Glomerellaceae. Gene Ontology annotation, molecular function: sequence-specific DNA binding. The record is from RefSeq and is a predicted model, not a curated record.
AUGACUUUCCAUGAUGAAGACAUUGAUCAGCAAUUGCCGCUUUCCGUUGACGAUGAUCAGCUGCGCCCAGGCUGUGGGAUGGACUCAACAGAAAGUGGUCCUCCGAUUACAUCAGCCCCAGUUGCGCAAUUCAAGCCCUCAAGGAUAGUAGCCAGGGUUAUACGAAGCCUUUAUGGCAUCAAAUCUGUUUCAACUGAGGAGCACCUCACACCUGCUGCAAGGUUCAAUCAAGACUUGUCCGAAUGGCGAGAGCCAAUUUCCUACCUUCUUGACACGGUCGGAUCUUCAGCCUUGUAUGUCAAGCAUGAGGAGAUUCGGAAAAAUGUUCAGCUUUGCUUGGACGCCGCCACAAAGAUCACGAAGCACGUCAACUACAUCAACGAAGCCGGCGAGCUCUACAGUACGUUGUUUCGCUACGGUGUUGUCCUCCAAGAAUUGCACCUCAAGGUCCUGCGGAACAACACGUGUCUCGCGCCUAUCUCAAAUCCCCGAGCUGGAAAUUGUUUGACAUCAAAUGAGAACAAUGAGAUCCUUCCUGUGCCAUACCGGAGGUCUCAAUUACGUCCUGGGGGUGGUACCAGUGGAUUGAGACUUGCUGUUGAAUAA